Exophiala viscosa is the source of this 909-nucleotide messenger RNA. RefSeq lists its product as uncharacterized. Lineage: Eukaryota; Fungi; Ascomycota; Eurotiomycetes; Chaetothyriales; Herpotrichiellaceae. The transcript has a single exon. Bases 275 to 877 code for a protein of 200 amino acids. The record is from RefSeq and is a predicted model, not a curated record.
AGCGCUUGCACACGUCCAUACCGCAUCUCUUUUUGCAGCAGCUUCAUUUUAUUUGCUGUAUGAUCACCUAGCAUCACCAUCUCCACGGAUCCCGACCGAGACAACAACCUUGACCAAGUCGGGCGGGCCUUCAUCCCCAUCGCGUUCCGACGCGUAAAGUACUUUCGACACACGCGUCAUCAUUCGUCUUCUUCCACCACGAGCCCAGCAUUUCUCUACACUGUACAGCAAGUAUUUGCAGACUAGAUCACGGCAAAUAUAUCGCAUCAGCGACAUGGGCCACAAAAGGAAAGCAUCCACCCUCGGCGAGCCCAUAUACACCUACCACGGGCACCUGCACACAAGUCCCACCGCACCAUCAUUGACCUCCUCGCCCUCAACAUCGACAAGCACACUAUCCCCGACAAACGGCACUGCAUAUCCCUCCUGGAGUAUUAGCGUAGUCCCCUACCUUACGUCUCGAACACGCAAGAGAUACCGCGACGACAGGCCCGAGGAAGAAAUCAUCCACGAAAACACCCUGAGGAAACUCUACGAUGCUCAACGACUACACCUCGACGAAGCAUUGCCCAUGUGUGAAGUAUUCAAUCUCGAAGAGCAGGAGCAGUAUGAGCCGACACAAGAAGACGCAGAGAUGUCGAACGAACCUAUGCCUGAAUUACCACGGUCCGUCCAAGGCAGCCAAAGGACGAUUGAAGCGUUCUUCGGCGGGAGAAGCAAUACUAGUCAAGUCAGUCAUACGAGACUGGAUGUGGCGCACUCUCACACUACUGCCGCCCGAAAUCCACAGAAGCAGCAUUACAACUGUUCGGACGCGAUGCUUGACAUCCCUGGGCAGGAGCAGGCUGAUCAUUGGUCGAGGCUGGGAUGGACGUGAACGAAAUGAGGAUUGGAUAUGCACGACAUAAG